AUGGAUAAGUAUGUCACAAAGUCAAAAAUUGGGCAUCCAAGUUCUAGCUCUACUCAUCCAUCUACCGCUUCAACCAUAGCUCCGAAAAUUCAAAAGAAAACAUUUAUUUCAGAUGUUGAUUUAGAAUCUCUUGAAGCUGAUCCGGGAAUUAGAAAGCCCAUUGCAGAAUAUAAUCCUAAUAUACGUGAUGAUAUUAGGAGAUAUUAUAUUCUUAAAAAGCCUUGCCAACCUAAGGAUCAUAAAUUUCCUAAAACUAAGUUUGGGAAGGAAAUGCGGCAAUUUUUUCCUGAUUGGUUUAAUGGUCGUAAGUGGUUGGAGUAUAGCAUAACAAAAGAUGCUGCAUUUUGUUUGUGUUGCUAUUUGUUUAAAAAUGAAUGUGAAAGUCGUGGAUAUGUGGUUGAUGCUGCUUUCACAAAGACUGGCUAUAGAGCUUGGAACAAAGCUACUGAAAGAUUUAGAGCUCAUGUUGGAGAUAUAAAUAGCAUCCACAACAAGUGUUUCAACAAGAUGCUUGAUUUGAUGAAUCAAUCACAGUCAAUACGCACUUCCUUUGAUAAAAAGUCCCAGAAAGAAAAAAGUGAGUCUCGGCGUCGCUUGAGUGCUUUAGUUGAUGUGACAAGAUUUCUCUUGAAAUUAGGAUUAUCAUUCCGUGGACAUGAUGAGAGUCGAUCUUCUUCAAAUAGAGGUAUUUUUCUUGAACUUUUGCAAUGGUAUGGAGAUAUUAAUGAAGAUGUUGGAAGCAUUAUUUUAGAAAAAGCUCCAAAAAAUGAAAUGAUGUGUUCUCCAAGUAUUCAAAAGGAUAUUGUUGAUUCUUGUGCUAAGGAAACAAUCAAAUCUAUUCUUGAAGAUUUAGAUGAGGAUUAUUUUGGGAUACUAGUCGAUGAAUCAAAGGAUGUAUCACACAAGGAGCAAAUGGCACUUGUUUUGAGAUAUGUUAACAAAGAAGGAGAAGUGAUAGAGCGAUUUGUUGGAAGCAAUAUACAACGGCCAGGUGAUACUUGUUGGGGUUCUCAUUAUAGAACAUUAGAUAAUCUUAUUGUUCUAUUUCCAUCAGUUAUUCAUGUGCUUGAAUUUACUGGAUGCGAGCGUCCAAACAAUACUGAUAGGCUUGUUGCUAAAACUCUUGUGGAUACGAUUAAGAAAUUUGAUUUUGCCUUUAUGCUGCACUUGAUGUGGAAAGUUCUUAUGAUGACAAAUGAAUUGAACUUCUCAUUACAAAGGAUGGAUCAAGAUAUUGUCAAUGCUAUGGGAUUUCUUGCUCUUACAAAGCAAAGAUUACAAAAUAUGAGGGAUAAUGAAUUCGAAUCAUUAAUGGAUGAUGUCUCUUCUUUUUGUGAUAAACAUGAUAUAGUCAUUCCGGAGAUGGAUGCUAGCUACUUUCCUGGGAAGUCAAAGCGUAAAGCUCUUGAUGUUACAUAUUCUCAUCAUUUGUGUGUUGAAAUAUUUUAUGCUAUUAUUGAUUUGCAUCUUCAAGAGCUUAAUAAUCGUUUUGAUGCUGUGAGUACAGACUUACUUCUCGGUAUGGCUAGUUUGAAUCUAGUUAAUUCAUUUGGUAGUUUUGAUAAGGGCAAGAAAAUGAGGUUGGCUGAAUAUUAUAUGAAUGAGUUUGACAACAACAAGCUUCGGGAUCUCAGUUUUCAGCUUGAUAGCUUUAUAGUUUAUGUCUGUGGUUCUGACAAGAGGUUCUUCAACUUGAAAGGAAUUAGUGAUCUUGCUAAAGUAUUGGUCAAGUCAGAUUUGCAUCAAAUUUGGCCACUUGUUUAUUUGCUUAUCAAGUUGACUCUCAUUCUUCCCGUUGCUACUGCUUCUGUGGAACGAGCUUUCUCAUCCAUGAAGUAUAUUAAAAAUGAACUUCGCAAUAGUAUUGGUGAUGAAUUUUUGAAUGGUUGUUUAGUUUGCUAUGUAGAGCGUAAGAUAUUCGCAAAUGUAAGCAAUGAUGCUAUUAUUUAUCGUUUUCAACAUAUGAAAAGUCGUCGAGCACAAUUAUAA
Molecule: messenger RNA, 1989 nt
Organism: Solanum tuberosum (potato)
Lineage: Eukaryota; Viridiplantae; Streptophyta; Magnoliopsida; Solanales; Solanaceae
Product: zinc finger MYM-type protein 1-like
Exons: 2
Coding region: 1-1989 (662 amino acids)
Molecular function (GO): protein dimerization activity
Source: RefSeq, a predicted model, not a curated record